AGAAAGCAGACAGGAAGCUAGCGUACAAAAGGCACGUGACAAGAGUGACGCGGUCAUAAAAUAACGCAUGUUCCAAGACAACCAACUUAUGUAUAUUUCCGGGUUUUAACAUGUCAUUGAGAUUAUGAUUUGAAGCCCUAGAACAUAUUCGAUAUUAUUAUAUUGAAAACAGUAUUACUUAGAUAUGUUGAGUUUCAAACAUUUGUAAUAUUCAUUGACGAAUACAUGUAAUAGAGGAUCUAUGACCGGAUGCAAUGAAAUGGAGGCUAGUCGGAUAUCACCGCUGCUCUCGAAUAUCUUUCAUUACGCUACGCCUGAAAAAGCUUUUCAUGUUUCCUGCUACUGUACAGCAUAAACUCGGAUUCUUGCUAGGGACCAAAACAUAACCAGUUGAAAGAAGGCCGUGCAUAUAAUUCCUAGUUUACCUUUAGGAUAGAUAGUCUAGAGAAAAUAGUAAUUGCAUAAUACAGACUUUCAACACGUCGAAACCAACACAGUGAGAUUUCAGUCUUACGAAUUGAAUGUCUUGCUGUUUUUUUUUUGGCAAAGGCGGGGAAUACAAAGGCAAAGUAAAAUACAAUCAAGACUCGAAUGUAACAUUUUACCUGGAAUACCUCGAGCCCAACUAACUUCGGGGUUGAAACCAGUGUUUAUUUUUAAACCACGUCAAGCUCCUGAAGUAUUUCAUGGAUUAUCUGUGUUUCAGGACACUCUGCUGUAAAGGACCGCCCCCGCCUAGACCAGAGUAUGACCUGGUGUGUAUUGGACUCACAGGCUCUGGGAAGACCAGUCUACUGUCCAGACUCUGCAGUGAAGCCACUGACCAUGUCGGGCCUACUACAGGUUUUAGCAUCAAAGCUGUUCCAUUCCAGAAUGCCAUUCUAAAUGUGAAAGAGCUCGGAGGAGCAGACUCCAUCAAGAAGUACUGGUCUCGGUACUACCAGGGAUCCCAGGGGGUGGUCUUUGUCCUGGACAGUGCGUCAUCAGACGAGGACCUGGAGACGGCCCGGACCGAGCUGCACUCGGCGCUGCAGCACCCCCAGCUCUGCACACUGCCCUUUCUCAUACUGGCCAAUCACCAGGACAAACCGGCUGCUCGCACCACACAGGAGAUAAAGAAGUAUUUUGAGCUGGAGCCCCUUGCCCGAGGGAAAAGCUGGAUUCUAGAGGGCAGUUCAGUGGACAACAUUGACGCUGUGAAGCAGAGCUUCAUUCAGCUUAUUGAGCUGUUGGAGAUCAAGGACCAAGACACGGGCAGGAUAUGAGCCAGAACCUGCAGAUGUAUGACCUUCGAAUCCGAUAGGAAGUACGGACUCUAUACAGGACCUGCAUAUUUACACAGAACUACAAAUCUCAUAGAACCUGCUGAGCCACAUAAACUACAAUUCCUAUAGGUCCUGCACAUCUACUGGGUACUAAAAACCCAACAGGUCCCACAGGUGCUGCUGAGCCACAGAGCCUACAAAUCCCACAGAUCUCACAGGACCAGCUGAGCUACAAACCCCACAGGACCUGUACAACCACAGUUACUACAAGUCCCACAGGAGUCAUAUCCAUGCUCCAGAUUCCAUGAGUAGGCAAGCCACACAAGCAUGUCAAAUCACGAUGUAGCAACCUGAUCCAGGUUGGGGAUCCUAAUAAAAGCCUAAAUCCCAGAGAAGACGGAAGUUGGAGUCAUUUGUCUCCAGCCACGACUCUGGGGUUCUGACAUUAAGAAGAUAAUACUACCAUAGUUUUCCAACUGUAGAGACCUAAUGGACUUCUUUAACAGGGAGAUGUUGGAAUGUAAUUUCUUUGCUUAAAAUGAAUUUAACACAUGUGGAGCAUCAGUUAGCCACUAUCUGUAAUGCUUGAUCAUCAUUCUUGUUAUUCACUUCAAAUUAUUAUUGUCCCUUUUCAAAGGUGGACAUUGCGACAAUUAGAAAAACUGGAAUUUCAAUGAUUCAAAAUGUAUUUAUGAAGCACAUUUCUUACAGAGGACGCGUUUCAAAGGUGCUUAGCAAAUACUAUUCUAAAAGGUGAAGAUAAAAACACUACAUUUUCUAAACAAAUACAUCAUGCUCAAUAUUGAUUUCUCCUGCAACAUUUUUAACAUCUGUAACAAAUGUUUAAAGGUUUGUUUUAAAGCUAGAACUUUUAAGAAGUGGUUUUACUAACAAGUUGCCAUUAGAUUAUCCCAAUACUUCCAAUACUUCAAUUUGCAGGUUUGAGUUGAGAUUAAAUGUUUGAAUCAGAAGCUUUUUGUCAUUGAUUCACUUAAAUGAAAAUUCUUAGGAAUUAACUUUUAGAUGUUACAUUACGAGUGUUUUAGUUAUUUGAUUAUCUUACCUUGAUAUUGGGGGCGAAACACCCAGCCUUCAGUCUUUAAAAGUGUUGUAAGAGAUUGGAUGCAGUUUUUCACAACAUGCCAAUGAAAUCUAUCGGAUUUCCAAUCAAUUGUACAGAGCCUUCAUUGUGUGUGUGUGUGUGUAUGUGUCUGUGUGUGUGUGUGUGUGUUUCAUGUACAGUGAUGAGUCCCUUUUUUAUGUUGUUACUGUCACUUUUGAAUGUAACAAAAGCACUCCUAUACCUGAGCAUGCCAUUCAGCUCCUGUUGUAAGUUAGUGCCUCAAUGCUGUCAAUCAUUAUCUAAGAUUAAUAAUUAUGUAGAUCUAGUAUUAGAUCUUGUCAAUCAUCUGUGACUGCAGCUGCUGUCCUUUUAUGACGUCAUCUGUUUUGUUGCCCUACCCCCUUGACCAAGGGGGUUACACUGACCCUUUGAGAUGACCCACACGAUUGUCGUGAUUAUCAGACUGUACACGAGCAGCAGCAUGUGUACUUCAAAGUGCUGAACAGAAGAAUACAUUUAGCUAGUCUUUAGAUGGAAGUACACCAACUCCUGAACAUAAUGUUGUAUUUCUAGAACUGUAUCUACCAAUAUUUUUAUACCCUUAUAGACAAAAUCUUCAAGCUGCCUUUUUUUGUAAUUCAUUUAUAUCUUAAUCAAGAUUAAUUUGUACAUUUACAGAUGGUCUUGUUAUAAUCUGGAAGGGCAGACACAUGUCUGUAUAUGCUAGAAGAAGAAGUGGACAUGUAGCAGUUUUCUUAGUGGCUUCAAGACUAUUCUGAAGGUCUACUGUGUAAAUAUGUAAUUUAUGCAUAAUUCUACUUGGCAACAUGGACAAUAAAGGCUAAAUAAGGAGAUUUGUGUUCACUCCAUCAAUUCGUUCAUUGUUUUAUGUUGCUAGGAUACCUUAAACGACCUUAAGUAUCAAGAAUCAGAGCCAUAAAAAGAAAUAUGAUCCUGUCAGUAUUGGUCUAACACUGUAUUUCAGACCCUUGUUUGAAUGAUGUUCUUCAGUAUGGCUGCAGUUUCCCAAUAAUAAACAAAAGAUCUGGAGAAAGA
Messenger RNA from Esox lucius (northern pike), 3384 nucleotides. It is a transcript of the gene arl15b, whose product is annotated as ADP-ribosylation factor-like 15b. The transcript is spliced from 5 exons. The coding region runs from base 687 to 1265 and encodes 192 amino acids. Lineage: Eukaryota; Metazoa; Chordata; Actinopteri; Esociformes; Esocidae. Gene Ontology annotation, molecular function: GTPase activity; GTP binding. The record is from RefSeq and is a predicted model, not a curated record.